Molecule: messenger RNA, 5294 nt
Organism: Dendronephthya gigantea
Lineage: Eukaryota; Metazoa; Cnidaria; Anthozoa; Malacalcyonacea; Nephtheidae
Exons: 16
Coding region: 200-3472 (1090 amino acids)
Cellular component (GO): membrane
Molecular function (GO): carbohydrate binding; protein binding
Source: RefSeq, a predicted model, not a curated record
CAAAACACAAUUUGCUAAAAGAAUGUCAGACGUCUUGUUUGUUUGGGAUCGUGAAAGCAACAUUCAGACUUCACACUGAGUUUUAUGAAUAUUUAUCUUAUCGCAACAUCAACGAUUUAGUUCGUCUUCCGGCUUCGUUUAAGCUUACAUCUUUACUGCGGAUAUCUUUAUCGAUAAAUCGACUUUUUAAAAAGAAAAUAUGUUUUUCAAGUGCUACGUGUGGAAAUUAUCAGCGUUUAUUGUCAGUCUCUUGUAUCUUCACAGUGUUGCUGGUUUCUUUGUGAAACAUGUCAAGACAGGAAUGUGUAUCUAUGACACAGCACAAAUACAGUCACAAGGCUCGGGCGCGGGCAACUUAUCUUUUCUUGAACUCUCCAACAACUGUCUGGAUCCAGCUGCUCAGUUUCGGUUUCGUGAUAAUGGCGCCAUGUUGAAUUUGAAAAGACGAGGAUGUCUUGCGGCUUUUGUCAACUCUUUUUCUGGUCACUAUCUUCAUAUGUUUUAUCUUUUCGUCCCUGCUGCCUCCGUAAGUUUAGAUAAUUCUUCCUGUGCGCAAGAUCCCGGAAGGAAAAUCUAUCGUCGUAUAACCCAGACCUCCUGGGGAGGUUUAUCUGUAUAUUAUAAAGGGCGGUUUGUCCAUAGCGUAUUUCAGAACUGGUGUGCAGUCCCUAGAACACUCACCCCGCUCGUUCAAAGUUACAGAAUAGACUCAUUCAUUGGAUUGGAAUAUAAUUGCAACUACGCUGAGGAUAGACGUUUCAACUUUGGUUCAGUGACAUGUUAUGGAAAAACGACAGAGAAUGUCACUUGUCCUAAAGAUCAGUUCAUGGUGGUCAACACUGCAUCUUACCGUGGAUUGUCUGACUCAAAGACAUGUGGUUUGAGUGAUGAUUAUAGUUGUACAGUUGAUGUAACAUGUCUUGUUAAGAAACAAUGUGAUGGUCAACAUGAGUGUAAAAUAACUGUGGAUAAAACCUUGUUCUCUGAUGAUCUGUGUCCUGGAUUGAAAAAAUAUCUUUACUUUGAAUACCGAUGUUUUAAUGAUGUGAAAAUUUAUAACGAUGUUUGCGUUCGUGGCGUAUCUUUAUCUUUAUCUAAUUCGUCUUUGCCAAACGAAGGUAUUGUGCGAAUUACCGCGAAUAAUUGGACAAAGAGUGUUUGUGCAGGAAGUUUAAAUGAUAAAGCCAAGAAUAUUGUUUGCGCUCAUAUGGGUUACAAAAGAGCAGAAUCUGUUGUUAAUACUCCGGUUCUACCCGAUUCAAAAAUUGAAAUAUUUUCUGGAACCAUAAACUGCAAUCAUGAUGACAACGACUUAUCCUUCUGUUCGCUCACAAUUUCCACCUCAAGUUGUUCCCAGUUGUCAUACAUAAAAUGUCAUAUAUGCGACAGUCCUUUGUUAGAAGACAAAGAAAGAUUUCCAGAUUCGUCAUUCACUGCCUCAGUUUCUUCAGAAGGUUACAGAGCUUCUGAUGCAAGGAUAUCUAGUGGUAGUUCUUGGUGUGCUCCUGUCUCAGAUGAUAAACAUUAUCUUCAAGUGGAUUUUAAAAGACUUUAUUCCAUAAAUUAUGUCGCAACAUUUGGCGAUGGUACAAGUGCUAAAUGGGUGAAGACGUAUAUCUUGAAUUAUACGACAGACUUGAUAAACUGGAAACAAUCCCACGCUGUAUUCCAAAAGAUAUUUCGAGGAAACCAGAAUGCUUUCAAUGGCGCAGCAAUAAGAAAUUUAAAUGGCUUAACAACAAGAGCUUUACGGUUUAUUCCAUUAUCGUAUGAAGUUCAACCUUGUAUGAGAAUUGAGAUUUGUGGUCAGAGAGCCGCUGGCUUUUUUGUGAAACAUGUUAAGACAGGGAUGUGUGUCAUCGACACAGGAUUUGAGAAACAUUCAAGCCCACUUUGGGGUAGCUUGUCUUUUUUGGAACUUUCUAACAACUCGUGUUUCGAUGAAGCUGCUCAGUUUCGGUUUCGUGAUAAUGGCGCCAUGUUCAACAUUAAGAGAAAAGGAUGUCUCGCUGCUUAUUUUAAAGUUGAUUUUGGUCCAUAUUUUGAUGUUUUAUAUCUUUACGUCCCCGCUACAUCACUGGCAUUAGAUUAUUCUGCCUGUGUGCAAGAUCCUGUAAAGAAAAUCUAUCGUCGUAUAACUCAGACGUCUUGGGGAGGUUUAUCUGUAUAUUAUAAAGGUUAUACGAAAACAACAUUUCAGAACUGGUGUGCAGUCCCUAAAACACACACCCCGCUCGCUCAAAAAGAAGGAAUUGAUCCCUACAUUGGAUUGACAACAGAUUGUAAUGACACUGAGGAUAAACGUUUCAAUUUUGGCUCAGUGACGUGUUAUGGGAAGAUGGUAGGCAAUAUCAACUGUCCUAAAGAUCAGUUCAUGGUGGUCAAGACUGCAUCUUACCGUGGGUUGUCUGACUCCAAGACAUGUGGUUUGAGUGAUGAUUAUAGUUGUACAGUUGAUGUAACAUGUCUUGUAAAGAAACAAUGUGAUGGUCAACAUGAGUGUAAAAUAACUGUGGAUAAAACCUUGUUCUCUGAUGAUCUGUGUCCUGGAUUGAGAAAAUAUCUUUACUUUGAAUAUCAAUGUAUUGAUACUGCGAAAUCUUACAGCGUUGUUUGUGCUCCAGAAGGUCCUCCACUGAACGUCAAAGUCACUGCAGAAAGUUCAUCCUCAUUAUCAGUCACGUGGGAUCCUCCUGAAGAAGAGAAAAGAAAUGGCGUGAUCGUCAAUUAUACUGUGUGUAUCUCACAUGAAGAAACUAAACCUUGCUUUAAAGAACAUACUACAGAGAAGAUGAUGUUAGUCAUCGACAAUUUGAAUGCCUCAACUAAAUAUUUUGUUCGUGUUCUUGCAAGUACUAAAGUUGGUCCAGGAAACUACAGUAAAAGUCAGGGAAUGUUUACAAAUGGAGAAGGAACAAAGAUGGCAACAAAUAGAACAGAAACUACAUUAACUUUCUCGUUACAAAUCCCUUCGGAAAAUUUUACGUAUUUUUACGUCGUGGCUCUUAAAAUGAGAAAAAGCACCGACAGUCUUCGACCAUCCAGCAGUCACAAUGAUUUAGUGACAUACAAAGAAGCUAAAACGUCAGUUGAACCAAAACCUUAUAUUGCCGCCGUCAUAACAAGCAGAGAUAAAAACAUGUUUAUACUUGGUGAUGGUGGAAAUACAAGUUCUCAAACAACACGAAGACGAAGGUCAACAACAAAUGAUUAUUAUAAUGGACCACUGGAGUCUGGAGCAAGUUACAGUAUUUUUCAAAGGAUCUUUCUUGAUGACAAGGGUGAAUUUUACUCCACUGAUUGGAGUCCUCUAUCGAAGACAGAAACGCCAGCGCCAAGACCGACCCUUACCACAAACACAGGUAUUGCCGGUAUAGUAAAAAAGCUUUGGGGAAAACUCAGGGGGUUUUUUGCAAGAAGAAAAAAAGAGCAUUUUUUAUGUUUGAGUAAAUUUUACUCGUAUUUUAUGUAAUCUGAACUAACUACUCAAAAAAUUGAGUUCGUUUUGCCCCUUUUCUCGUGGGGAUAAUUUCACUCUUUAUUUUGAGUAGAUCAAAACUCGUAUUUUAUCAAAAUCUCUUGAGUAAAGACAACUCUUUACUCAUCAAUGAGUAAAUUAAAAUAUUCUAUUUACUCAACUACGGAGUUGGAAUUACUAACUCAGUGUAUUGCUUAAUACAUAUUGGAGAAAAUAUUUGAAGAAUUACUUCACAUGUGAGAAUUCACACAGUUUCGAAUUCACAAAGUUUCGAAUUCACACGUGCAAUUUCACAUUGUGAAAUUUUUCUAAGGGCACAGUUAAUUCCUUAUAUAUAUUCUCUAUAAAGUCAAACUUAUUUAUUUCAUUGUUGUGUUACUCAUAAUAAGGAAUUAAUGGCCGUCGUCCACAGUGGGUGAGUAAUUGUUGGGUUUCCGUCGAAGCAAUUUGUUUGAGUAACUCAAUGCAACUCAUUCUUUUAAUAGAAAUUACUCGUAUUUUGAGUAAUUUUUUUGUAGAGAGCUAUGCUAGUUGGGGUCCCUCUUGUGUUAUCCACGCAGUGUUGGCGGAAUAGCAAAGGAAGAGUCGUUUUAGAUCUGCUGGAUUGAAAAGAUGUAUUUCAAGCGUCUUCAACAGAAUUUAGCAGUUUUCAUUUUCAUUCUCCUUUGUCUUCAUGGUGCAGCUGGUUUCUUUGUAAAACAUGUGAAGACAGGAAAGUGUAUCUAUGACACAGCACGAAUACAGUCACAAGGCUCGGGCUGGGGCAGCUUGUCUUUUCUUGAACUCUCCAACAACUGUCUGGAUCCAGCUGCUCAGUUUCAGUUUCGUGAUAAUGGCGCCAUGUUGAAUAUGAAAAGACAAGGAUGUCUUGCUAUCUAUAGAAAGCGCAGGUUUCCUGAAAUGUUUUGGGUCUACGUUCCUGCUACCCCAGGAGCUAUAGAAAUAGCUGCCUGUGCUGACCACCGGGUUAUAAAACAAACCUCUUGGGGAGGUUUAUCGGGACCUUAUCGUUCUGCAGGCAGGUGUGCAGACCCUGAUGGAUACAUAAAAACGACCACAAACUGUGAAGACGGGGAGAAUAAACGUUUCAUUUUUGGUUCAGUGACAUGUUAUGGGAAAACGACAGAGAAUGUCGCCUGUCCUAAAGAUCAGUUCAUGGUGGUCAAGACUGCAUCUUACCGUGGAUUGUCUGACUCAAAGACAUGUGGUUUGAGUGAUGAUUAUAGUUGUACAGUUGAUGUAACAUGUCUUGUUAAAAAACAAUGUGAUGGUCAACAUGAGUGUAAAAUAACUGUGGAUGAAACCUUGUUCUCUGAUGAUCUGUGUCCUGGAUUGAAAAAAUAUCUUUACUUUGAAUAUCAAUGUAUUGAUACAUCAAAACAAUAUUCAUUAUGUGUGGAUGACGUGGAUCUGUCAGACUCAUCUCUACCAAACGAGGGUUGAUAAUUCUUCACAAAGUUUCCUUCAAAAACUGCACUGACUUAUUCGUAAUAAUUGUUACCGCUAUUAAAAUGGAAUUUAGGUGUUUGUGACUUAUCAAUAUAUCUUUAACUUUAUAUUUACUACCAAAUAUUUCAUUGUAAUUAUAUGUAUUCACGCACCGGCCGUGUAAAAUAAAAAACACGCGUUUACAGUAAAGUCUUUUGCAUAUAUAAUCUCUUAAACAAAUACGUUGCAUUCAUAUUUGGGUUUGCAUGGGCCAUGCAGUCAUUUUCUUUACCAGAGUGAACACAUGUACGAACGACGAUAAAGGCUAAUUUGGCGAGAAAGGAGAAAGCAAAUUUAUUUAUUUUUUCUACGAGUAUGAUUGUUUGAU